Molecule: messenger RNA, 1089 nt
Organism: Acaulospora colombiana
Lineage: Eukaryota; Fungi; Glomeromycota; Glomeromycetes; Diversisporales; Acaulosporaceae
Source: the annotation of a GenBank genome assembly
AUGGGAGCCACAAAACAGAAAGGAAACCGAAUCGAGAAUUUUAUGAAAAAGAGAACCUUAUGCGUCGUCGACGAUGGCGACACCUCCCGACUGCUUGACGGCAAUGGUCUGGCGUUGGGUGGAGGCACGGACGGGAUAAGGAGCCUCGAAGACGGAUUCGAGUUCUUCAAGGGUACGGCCGACAGUUUCGACGCAAAGGAAGUACCAGAGGAUGGACUCGACAAUGUCCCAUCCGACGAAGAUGAAGACGUAUCGGUAGGCAAUGUUCUUGAGGGCGAUGGGGCCGGCGUACAAGUUGAUGAAGGAGACCAAAGAGACGAAGACACCGUACAUGGACAUACCCUUGGCGCGAGUCUCGGUGGACAAGCACUCGACGGGGUAGAGGGCCUGCAGAGGGGUAUAGGUGAAGGAGUAGAUGAUGUUGAAGAAGAAGUAGGCAGCCAAAGCACCCUGUCCGACCUUGAGGUCGGUGACACCAACCUUGGCGUUGUUAGCCCACUUGGCAGAGAGACCACCGUUGAUGGCCAACAUGAGGGCGCAGACAAAGGUACCAAUGACAAGGACCUUGCGGCGGGGCAUGCGGUCAGCGAGUGCGACACCACCAAGAGCACCAACGGCAGAGGUGAUGGAAUUGACCAAGUUGAGGAUGAACUGCAUGUCAGUGUCGUAGCCGAUGGACUCGUAGAUGUUCAAGUUGAAGUAUCCGAGACCGUUUCCGGAGAAUUGACCGAAGACACCCAUAAGAGCAACCAUCCUGGCACAAAAGCGGGCAGCGUGGGUCUUGAAGAGCUCGGAGUAGUCCCACCAGCGCUUGUCAGACGCAUCGAGUUUGAUACCAUCUUGGAAUUCUUGCCACUCGAGCUCGACGACUGGGUUGUUCUCUUGGCCAUUACCGUGGUACUUGGUCAAGAAGGCGCGGGCCUCAGCAUCACGACCGUUGGCGAGAAGCCAGCGGGGAGACUCAGGAAGGAACCAGACGGCGAGGACGACGAUACCAGCGGGGACGCAUUGGAAGAUCAAAGGAAGACGCCAUUGCAUGUCAUUCUUGAUCUUCUCGGUUCCGAGGGUGAUGGCGGCAGCUGCAAAUAG